AUGAAAGAAGGUGUGGACGAUGAUCCGCUCGAAAUUAAAGAUUUGGCUGUAAAGUAUGACUAUCUAAUCUACAAAAUCAAUGACCAUAUAGCCAAUUUGGCAGACAUCACCCACCAAUCUGUCUCCAAUAAGCGUAAAUUGAUCGACGAGGAGUACUUUGACCAGCAGCUACAUUUGGACGAGCAAUUGGCUGAUGCCGACCGCCUAAUUGACGAGUGUAAAGAACUUGAAACGCUAUUUAUGAAGCUCGAUCAGUUGUAUAUGUUUGUGGGAGACUUUAAGCAGCGAGUGGCUACCUUAGAACAAGAGUUUAGUCUACUAUAG
Molecule: messenger RNA, 324 nt
Organism: Sungouiella intermedia
Lineage: Eukaryota; Fungi; Ascomycota; Pichiomycetes; Serinales; Metschnikowiaceae
Source: the annotation of a GenBank genome assembly